Vicia villosa (hairy vetch) is the source of this 902-nucleotide messenger RNA. RefSeq lists its product as uncharacterized. The coding region runs from base 183 to 767 and encodes 194 amino acids. The transcript has 2 exons. NCBI's taxonomy places the organism in Eukaryota, Viridiplantae, Streptophyta, Magnoliopsida, Fabales, Fabaceae. The record is from RefSeq and is a predicted model, not a curated record.
ACACAGUCCAUUCCUUUUUUCAUGGAUCUCCCAAUAUUUCUUCUCUCAUCCAUUCAUUCACUCACAAGUCACAUACCAUGAUUGAUUAACACAUAUAAAACCAUAAACUCAACACUUUCACAUUUCCACUAACUCCUCUCCCCUAAAACCUUCAAAAUCCAUCUCUCUCACACAACACAACAAUGCUAGAUCCAGCUAAUGAUUUGGUUCCACCACCAUCUUCACCCUCCAUCUCCUCCAUUUCCUCAUCUGAUCUUGACACUGAGUCUACAGGAUCAUUUUUUCAUGAUAGAAGCACAACAUUGGGGACACUAAUGGGAGUGAGUUUUCCGGCGAUAACAUUCAGAGUCCCGUCGCAGCACCGGGACACACAUUCCGACGCCGGAGUUUGCGCCGUUGGAACCAUUAGGAAUGCGUCUAACAAAAAGAAGAAAAGGACCGCCGCCGCCGCAUCGGUGGCGGCGGAGCGGCGGCGAAAGUGGUGGCAGCUGUGUAGGGACAGUGACGCAAGACCGGCUUCGUUAGGGGAUUUUUUGGAGGUGGAGCGGCGGUUUGGCGACGGCGGGUUUUACGAAACGGCGGCGGAGCUUGAGGGAAUGGUGGCUGUGGCUGAGCAACCGCAGAGGAACGGCGGGAGAAUGCUUUUUGCUGAUGGGAGGGUUCUUCCACCGGCGGAAGAUGGUGGCAACGGAGAAUCGCCGGCGGAGAGUCUUUGUAAUAGGUUUCCGGUGUCGCUCGCCGGAAUAUGCAGCGGCGGUGCUGGAUAGGUGUUAAUUAGAUAUUAAAUUUUUUUUGUUUUUAUAUAUUUUUUCAGAAAAAAAUUAAAAAAUUUGUGGAAUUUUUUUUUUGUUAAUUUUUGGAAGUUGUUUGAUUGUAAUUGGUAAAUUAAGAUUCUUUUUGUC